UGAAAAAGGGUUUUUGGCCAAUCCUGGGUGGAAAGGUGUAACAGCAACCACCACGCGUGGACUCAAAGUCAGUCAUCUCCAAGUGUUUGACUCAGUUACACAAAAUCAAAAGCUCUUAUUUUCAUUUUGCAUCCCGAUUGUUGUUUCUGUCGGUAAUGGUCAUGGAGAUCUUCUGCGCACACUCAUCAAUCUGUCUUUUAUUAUUCUCUCUAUCGUCCCUUUAUGCACUUUCCUUUUCCCUCUCUUUCUCUCCGAUCGACAACUACCUCAUCAACUGCGGCUCUACUGUGGACGCUACAAUAGAUAAUCGCCGAUUCGUUUCCGACUCAUCUCGCUCCAACUCACCUCUGCUGAGUUCCUCAGGUCGGUCUAUACAACUCAGCAACCGUGGCUCCACUUUACCCCAAAUUUAUAACUCUGCCAGGGUUUUCGACAGACCAUCGAAGUAUGUUUUUGAGAUCAGAGAUCAGGGGACACAUAUGGUACGCCUCCAUUUUAACCAAUUGAUUUAUUCGGAAUUCGAUUUUUCUGAUGCUAAAUUUCAUGUUUUGGUUAAUGGGUAUGUCGUUUUGAGCAAUUUUAGUGGAGGUCGUAACUUGUCAAGUCCUUGGGUAAAGGAGUAUUUGAUCUCGGUUGAUGAUAAGAAUCUCGCAAUUAUGUUUGUGCCUGCUAGAAAAUCGAAAUUUGCGUUUGUUAAUGCCAUUGAGGUCAUUUCUGCUCCUAAAGAUUUGAUUUUGGAUUCUGCCCAGUUUGUAAAAGAAGAUAAAUUUGAUGGUUUAAGUAAACAGGCUCUUGAAAUUAUGCAUAGGGUUAGUGUGGGUGGUUCUAAAGUGACACCGUUUAAUGAUACUUUGUGGAGGACUUGGUUGCCUGACAAUGAAUUUUUGAAAUCUAGUGAUGGAAUAAAACGGGUGUAUUCUAGUGGCAGGAUUAAGUAUCAGAGGGGAGGGGCAAGCCGUGAAGUUGGUCCUGAUAAUGUGUACAACACCGCCCGUGUAAUCAUUAGCACGAAUGCUUCAAUUCCUAAUUUGAAUAUGACUUGGGAGUUUCCUGUGAUUGAGGGUCAUAAGUAUCUUGUUAGGUUGCAUUUUUGUGAUAUUGCUAGUAUAUCUGUUGGUUUGCUAUUUUUCAAUGUUUAUGUUAAUGGGAAUUUAGCAUAUAAGGAUUUCGAUCUCUCAUUUGUUACUGCUUAUACAUUGGCUUCUCCAUUUUAUAUGGACUUUGUGGUUGAUGUUGAUCACUCAAGGCUUUUAAGUGUUAGUGUUGGACCAUCAGAGAAGAGCUUGGACCAUGCAAUCGACGGUAUUCUGAAUGCAGUGGAAAUCAUGAAGAUGAAUAAGACUAUGGGUAUUCUUGACGGAGAGCAUUGUGCAGGUUUGAUCUUGAAGAGUUGGCCAAGGGAAAAUACUGGCAUUUUGGUUCCUUUGGUUUCUGCUGUAUGCUUGCUGCUAAGUUUGUCUGUGAUUAUGCGUAAGAGGUGGAAUAGGGUGAAGAACUCUAGAGGAUGGUGUAAACUGCCUACGGAUGUGCCUGAAGUGAAUCCAAAGCAUGGCUAUCAACAUAUACCAGUAAAAAUGUGAUGGUCUUUUCUUUUAUGUAAGAAUUGCUAUGCUUCUUCUUGAUAGUUGACUGCAUUUCGUUGUAUGCACUUUGGGCACAAAAUAAGAGGCAUUAUACUUACAACCUCGUGUGCGGAGAAAUUAGGUUGAAUUUGAAGUCCCUGCUAAAGAACUUCAGGUGCUUGGAAAGUUCUUCUGUAAAUUUGUGUGUAACUUAUAUCAAUAUAACAAAGAUACUGUAAUUUGGAAAUGCAGUUUUCUGCAUUUCCCAAUAUAUGAUGCACUUUAUGUGAUGCAAGUCUUGUAAAUCAAAAGAAGUUUCGUUUGAA
Mangifera indica (mango) is the source of this 1888-nucleotide messenger RNA. RefSeq names its product probable receptor-like protein kinase At5g24010. Gene Ontology annotation, molecular function: protein kinase activity. The transcript has a single exon. Lineage: Eukaryota; Viridiplantae; Streptophyta; Magnoliopsida; Sapindales; Anacardiaceae. The record is from RefSeq and is a predicted model, not a curated record. Bases 156 to 1580 code for a protein of 474 amino acids.